Messenger RNA from Cuscuta epithymum, 7120 nucleotides. The record is from the annotation of a GenBank genome assembly. Lineage: Eukaryota; Viridiplantae; Streptophyta; Magnoliopsida; Solanales; Convolvulaceae.
CAUCACUUCACAUCGUUGUUUGCUUGAAGAUUGUUCCAUUAUUUUGUUUGCCAUGAGCGAAAGAAUCCUUCCAAAGAUGGAGUGCACUCGAAUCUCUGGGUUGAAUACAUCAAGAAUCAAUUGGGAAUUAAGAGUAAGGUUGGUUCGCUACUAUGCAAAUCCAAAUUUCAACAAGCAAGCCAAGACUCCAAAUAGUUUGGAAUGCAUUUUUUACAAUUGUCAGGCCCUUUACGCCUUUAGGUCGUUCCAAGAGUUGAGCAACAGUGAUCAAGUGGAUCUUAAACAACUCUUUGAUGUUGUUGGGAGUAUUGUUUCAAUUCACGUACCAGAGCCUCAAGAGUAUGAUGUUGAAAGUCAAAAGUUGAUUGAACUUGUGCUGGAAGAUCCUGAAUAAGUGAAUGAAUUUAAAAAUGAGAGGUGGCAGUCUCAAGUUCUUACUUUGCUUCAAAGCUGAUCAUUAAUAGAAAAUAAAAAGAGCUGGAAGAAUACAAAACCAGAACUAAUUAGUUUGUUAGUUCUAGAAGUUUAUUUAAACAAUUCUGCAUGGCCAGAACUCUUACGUGUUGUUCAAUGUUUAAAAGGUCAUUGUAAGUGCUACAUAUUGUGUGAAGUUAUGGUGAUGUUGUACUUCACUUAUUUGUUAAGAAUAUAUUAAUUGAAAAUUAUAAAGAUAUACAAAAUUAAAGCUGCUUUAACAUAAAUUCAAUCUUUUUAUCACUUGACAACUAUUAUCAGAUCAGACAAUUAAGAGAGAUGCAUACCUGAUGGAAAGCUUUCGGUUCUCUUCUUCAUGGGCAGUAUACCAAAAUAUUGAUUAAGAUAUUAUGCAAAUUAAAAUGUUGACUAGAGUAUAAUAUUGUCACGUGCAUCGCACGGGUACAAUACUAGUUCUGAAAAAAAUAGUUAUGACAUUCUUAUAUUUUAAAUUGAUGAAAAUUGAUAAAUAAAUAAAAUUUCAAACACAACAAUUUCUUAUCACUUGUUUUUCAAAGAAAUUUUCAAAUCCAAAAAAUUACUUAGAAUUUGAAAAUGCAGUGAAUGAAUAGAAAACACAAAAAACUGAGUGUAGGAGGUGGAAAAAGAAGAGGAAGAGGAAGAGAAAGAAGAAGAGGAAGACCUGAUUUUGCCGGAGGAACCGUUGAAGUGGCUGUCACGCCCCGGAUCUACCGGACACGUCAACAAUCCGCCGUACAAUACGAACAGUCAACCGCAGUCCAACUCAUCCAUACUGUACAAGGCGUCUUGUAUACCAUUCACACAUAGUACAUCCAUAAACAAACAUGAUGUAAAAUAUUCAUUUGAAACAGCGGAAGUAAUACAACAGGUGUUCAAGCCACACUUGGAAAACAUGGGCACACAAGCCCCCAAAUAAUUAUUCAUAAAAAUAUUACCCAUGAGCAUUAAUUUAAUUGUUUCUAAAACAGAAGCGGAGGAAACAUGAAUCACAUCUUCCUUCCUUGAUUCUCCUGAAACAACGGCACUGGUAGCAAGCUCAACUCCUACCUGAAACUGUGAGGGGGCCUCCCCCGUGAAGGGAAGGUCAAUAUUUGGAAGCAUUUGACAAGUACAAUGACAACUAUACUAAGUAUAAUCAAUGUUUCAAUUUCCAAGACUCUCAAUCUAGGGUGUUAUUAUAUUAUAGUAAACCCACGUUUUUUCAUGCUAGAGCUCGGCUCACAGUCAUACCACAUUUUGCUAGAGCUCGGCUCAUAGUCACACUACAUUUUGCUAGAGCUCGGCUCAUAGUCAUAUUACAUUUUACUAGAGCUCGGCUCAUAGUCAUACUACAUAAAGCUAGAGCUCGGCUCAUAGUCAUCCUACAUUUUGCUAGAGCUCGGCUCAUAGUCAUACUACUACGUGCUAGAGUUCAGCUCAUAGUCACGUCAUCUAUUCUCUAAGCAAUUUUCUUAGCCUAGACUCCCUUCAUUUUGAGUAACCUUUAAGGCUUACUCCUAAUGAAAUUAAGGAUUUCUGAAGUCCACCUUAAAACAACAUUUCUUAAAAUAUCUCUUGAGGCUACUUAAGGUGUGAUCCUCCCAUUUCAAUAUCUUUGGAUUGGUUCCAACAAUUAUUCGAAUUAACAUUUCCGACUAGUAUUCCUAUACUAGUCGACCUUAGUAUAACCAAGUUCUUGAUUCAUAGUAUUUCGAUUUAAUUCUUCUUCCAAGUAAAAUCUUGUUAUAAUAUCAAAAUAUCACUUUUAUCCUUUCAUGACCUCUUUCAUGAAGUAAAAGUACAUUUAUCACAAUAAAAUCCAUGGUUAUUAUAACCAUCAUGCCAUCAUUCUUAUAACACAUAAUCAUACACAAUUUACUCAUAAAUUUGUAUAUUAUGCAUACUAUACCUAUAAUCAUUAGUAAUUCUACUUGGGCAUUAUUAGUCAUUGAUAAUCCAUGCAAAUCACAUUGUUCUCAUUUAGGUAAUCUUAUGAAAUUAACCCAAUAAUUAUAAGCAAUAUAGUCAGUCAUCCUCACCUCGAAUUAACGCUAUGAAGUUCCACCCCUCUUGGUUGAACUCCGGCGAAACUCUGGCGACUUUUGAUGAGCUCCGGUGAAAACUUCGGCGACUCUUUCAACCUUGUGAAAGACCUUGAAAUACCUCAAUCAAGUUCCUUAAUUUUCACACUUUUUCCUAGUUUUUUCCUUCUUAAAUUGCCCUCUUUGGACCACUUUUUCUUGAGCUCGUUUCUUGGCUAUGGAGGAUGAGUUUGCAGAGGUUAUCUCCCUCUCUUGGUGUGCUUUGGCCGAAAUAAUGGGUGAGGAAAGAGGGGGUGUGCUUCUCUUUUUGUUUCUUUAGGAAGUUAUGGGUGAGGGGGUCCCUUUGGAUGUCAAAGGUGUUCCUCCCAUCCCCUCAAAAGCUCUCAGCCCAUAUUUGACACAAAUCAGCCCCCUUUGGAAGCCAAAUUCGUGGGUUGGCCCCCACCCAUAUGGGUGGUCAACCCUUUUUGUCCAGAAGUGUACAUUCGGCCCCGAAAGUUGUAUUUUUCGGACUGUUUUAAAUAUAUUUUAUUUUAUCGGGUCAAAUAAAAUAUAUUACACGUUAUCAAUCAUUAUGGCUCUUAUAAUGAAUAUAUAUUCCCCAACAUUAAUUUAUAAGCCCCCGAAAUUCAUUCCAGGCCGUUAUCUGUGAAAUUACCAAAACCGGUAAUUGAGCCACUUUUGACCAAUCGGUCCACAUUAUAUCUUUUCUUUGGCCCAAAUAAAUUAUCCACCACUACAUAAACAUCAUCUCGACCAAGAUGAAUAAAAUGUAUGAUCUCGGGAAUAUCGGGCGGUCCCUGCUCCCGGUGUGGGCCCCACGUGCCAGUUUGCUAUUCACGCAAAGGCAUUAAUAAAUAUUCACAACUUCGUAACCUCAUUAAUCAUUCCAUAAGGUUCAAUACAUUAUUCAAUUAAAAGUAAAUAUAUUUGGGGACGGUGUUACAGUGGCGGCAGCUGGCGUUGAGCAAACGACUGAGAUGUUCGCGGUCGAGAUCAAUCGAUUUCGCUAAAGUUGCGUCCAUGGCAAUUGAGUCGGGGAAGGCUGUAAUCGCAAGUGUAGUGAUCGAUGGCAGAGGAUUGGGGAAAAGUGAUUUUGGGAUAAAGGGUAAAAAUGUAAUCUGGAGUCAUAUUUAGGUAAUUUAAAACUUUAAGUCCCAUUUGGGGCAAUUUCUUAAAACAUAACUAUUAGAUAAGAUAGUCAUCCGUGAGAGAGUAUAUGAAAAUUGUUAUAAUACAUUUAAAUGGCUACAGAGUUAUAAUGGAGCGACUACAUGCAAUUAGACAUGUUGACACGGUCGAAAAUGAGAUCUAGUCAGAUCUAGUCAAUGAUUUUACCUUAAUAACACGUUAAACGAAGCAAAAGUCAUAGAGAAGGUUUCAAACAUAUGUCAAUGGUUUGACCAAACAAAACAUCAAAAGAAGUAGAAGUUAUGGAGAUAAAUUCAAACUAAUACAUAAACCAUGUUUGUCAUUCAUUUAUUAGUAUUUGUAUUAUGAGUACAUUACAAUGUCGAGAUCGCGUCAAUGUUUUGACUCAUUGAUCUAAAAAUUGGCCAAGUUGGAUCGAUUAAACAACACCUAGUUGCUAAGCGGCCUAACUGCAGAGGACUAAUCGGUCUAGUCGGCCAAAAAAUCGGCCUAGAUAUCCGCCUAAUCAGUUAAAAUCAGUCUAAUCAUCCUGACACAAUUAAAAGAUUUUGAAGAUAUUACAUUAUCAGUUAUCAAUUUUCAAAUUCUCCAAUACAAUAUGAUUUCAAGAUUGUGAUGAUAGUUUGACCAAAUGGAAACGUUAUAAGACUUCGAAAGUCAAUUUCAACUGAAAUAAAGAGUCAAAUUCAAACUUGCUUGCUAUAAGUGAUAGUGUAGUAUUGUCUUCAUAUUUCUCUUGAUUGUGACAGGAUGCAACCUAAUAAAUAAAUGACAUAUAUGAUUUAUUUGUAAUUUUGAUUUUUUUUUACUCCAGGGGGUCUGGGGGAGGGAGGAUGGGGGGAGCUUGAAGUAAUCAGGGCUGAAACUCACUCCAUUGAGUUUAGAACCCUUAUGUGCCUAGCGGGUUUCGAACUCGAGACCUCUCACUAGGCACGGUAACCUCACAACCAGCUGGCUUGGAAUACUUGGUUUUUAUUUAUAAGUUUGAAUUUAACUCCAUAGCUUCUACUCCCACUGUCCUAUUUUACGUGUCCUACCAUUUUCGGAUUGUCCCAAAACAUUUUCCUUUUUGAAAAGAAAUAUGUAGUCUACAACAUUUCACUUUACUAUAUUCAAAUUUCAACUUUUUACUUUUUCAACCACUGUAUUAAUAAUUCUGUCAAACCAAAGUACUUCUUUUGAUGUUUUAAUUUGGUCAAACCGCUGAGGUAAGUUUGAAACUGCCUCUAUGACCGUCUCCUUUUAACGUUUUAGUUAGGUAAAAUCAUUUAUGAGAUCUCGACACAAUAAUAGUGUACUAGGAGGAUCCCAUAAAACUUGACCAAAUUUUCAUUUUUGAUCUAUUCCGAAAAGACUUUGUCAUUUUCAUUUAAAGUAGCAAAUAUGUGACUAAAAUUGUCUCUCUCUCUCUCCUCCAAACAAAUUUCAACCAUAUAAUAUUUACUUUAUUAAUCUUUGUGUAGUCAACUUUGAUCAAGUUUUAUGAGUCGGGUAAGGUAACAAAUUAAUACGUAGUAAGAGACAUCGGAAUACCGUCCUCAUAGUCAUUCUGGCGCGUCAUGAUGCAACGUAAUGGGAUAAGUCAUAGACAUGUUCAUUUAUAUAUAAGUUUGAAUUGGACUGCACUAAUUCUGCUUGUUUUAAUGUUUUAAUUUGGUCAAAUCAUUGACAAUAUCUGGAAAUAUCAAAAUCGUAUUGGUAAAUUAUUAGGGUAUGGUAAUACUUUUCUCAAAUGCGUUUUGAUGUGUCAGAAUGAAGCAUAAUGAAUAAUCGAUAAAAAAAAUACUAUUUGUAAAUUUCACAUUUAUUUAUUGGUGGCCGGUAUCAUAUUCGUCUUUUCUUAAAUAAUCUUAUUCUUGAAAAGCCUUACAUAUUUAUGAAUCACUACAAGCAAAUUGUCAUUUACCAAAGUGCAAUUAUCAAUAUAGAGUUUUAAAUAAGAAAACAUUGAAAUGAAAAAGGUAACUGUAGAUUAAUAAUACAACAAGGACAUAUGGUUAGCAUUUAGGACCAUUACGGUACAUUUAGUAAAUAAGAUAGGGUCUAAACUCUAAAAUGCUAAUUGAGAUUUUGCUCUUAUUUUUGUCCUUUCAAGUUUCGCCUUUCUGACUAGUGGCACUAAACUCUUUCCAUCACAAAUUCACAACGCUCAAAUUUCAUUUGUGCAAGCCUAGCUAUGUGCGCAUAAUUUUACAUUUUAUGGUGUGUAUUCAAUGACAAUAUAGCUUUGUCACAAUUUACUCAAUUGACCCCCACUAUCCAAACAAGGAGUCCAGAUUCCGUGUAAUAUUCAUUUUUCUAUCAUUCGCUAGACUUAAUACUGCCUAGUCUAGUCGGUCUAGUCAUCCAAAAAUCAGCCUAGUUGUUUGCCUAGACAACGCCCCUCAAUCGCACGACUAGCGCCUAACGAUUUUUAGAAUAAUAGUUUGACUAAACUAAAACGUUAGAACAUAUUGAAGUUAAGGAGUUAAGUUCAAACAGAGUUAAAGAGUGAAAUUUAAAUUUACAUACCUUAUGUUCUUCUUCAUCACUGGUGUGUAGCAUAUAAUGGGCACACAACUAUUUUUUACCCAAGGAAGUAGGGUGUCGAACCACAGAGAAGCGGGAAAUAAAAUAAUUAAGCACAAACUAAGGAUUAAAGUUGGAAGUGCGUUUCUUUUGAUUUUUUUUUGGUUGCUUGGAAAAGUAAUAAAAUAAAAGUGAUUGAGAUGAGAGAUUUUUAUCAACACAAAGUUCAACCAAUAGCAAGUAGGGGUAGAAAUUGGUAACUAAUUGUUCAAUGUUUAAUUGAAAGAAAUAAUUGCUAAUUUUAUUCGUAGAUAGAUUGUGAGAAGUUGUGGAUAAAUAUUUUAGGACCCAACACAAGUCAUCUAAAAUAAGUAACUAGUCAACAUUUCCCAGUGAUGGCCAAAACGAGACUAGUUGUUUAAGUGCAACGACAACCUUAAUUAUUAACUAUAUUAUUUACCCAACCCCGUGGUGUAAAUAAUAUAAUUAAAUAAUUAAAUUCCCCCGUAAAACUUCAAUCCGGGACAAGGUAAAAGAAGUUUAACGGUGUGUUCAGAAAGUGUUCAUUUGUGUAUUUAACAAACAAUAUGUUUAUGAUUGAGUACUCAUAAUAUAUAUCACAAACAUAACUUAAUUAAUUUUCUGGACACAACAAUCUAAAUAGAACAAACUUAACAAUUAAAAUCAAUACAAAUUAAAACAUGAUAAGAACAAUUAAUUAACCAAUUUCUAGCCCCAAAUUUAUUUAGCUAUACAUGUUUGGAAGCAUAGAAAUAGAUGAAUCCAUAAUUAAAGUACAAGAUUUAAUGAGAUAAGGAAGAUCAAACUUGUGAUAGAUGACAAUCCUUGAAGCUUUGGUGCUAAUCUUGACUUAAUCUUGGAUAAGGAAGUGAUUAGUUGUGGUUGAAGAUGGGUUGAUGAUUUGGAAGUGAAGAAUGAAGAGAGAAGGAGGAGGAAAUGAUUCUGGGAGGUUUAGAGAGAAG